CGGCUGAAUCGACAACACAAGCGUCAAUGUUGGAUCAACAAUGCUCUCCGCUCUCAUUCGUCUAGUACGCACGCGUUGGACAGUGGUAGUUCUCUACCUAUCCAAGCCAUGGGGCCAGCCACUUCAGUUCACCAGUGUCAGAGAGACCAAGACGCUUGAGACGAAUGCCACCGAGAUCAACACUCCAGAGAUCAAUGAACCAGAGACUGGAACUCUUGAAUCUGAUACUCAGGGAUUCCCUGCUGCUACUGACGACCAAUACAAUCAAGUCAAAAAAACAUUUAUCGAAUCGUUACACCCAGAUGCGGUCUGCGAUCUAGCAUCACGGUACAACAAUGGCAAACCAUGCCGGGUUGUGAACAAGGACAACGGCAGUUUCAAUGUUUGCUUCUUCGUCGAGUUUGACCAAGAAAGUCCCAAGUGGAUUGUCAGGGUCCCAAUCGAGCCCGCUCUCGACAAUCCCUGGGACAAGUUGUUGAGCGAAGUGACCACCAUACAAUACCUCGAGCGCAACACCCGGAUUCCCGUCCCUCACGUUCGUGCUUAUGGACGCGAUGCCAAGUUGACCAAAACCAGCGCGGGAACGCAAAUGUUUCUCAUCGCAGACCUCAUUCCAGGCGAACCGCUGGAUAAGAAACUUCUGACUGAAUCUAAAGAGGAGCACAGAAGAAACUUCUACUCUCAGCUAAUCGAUAUUUUGGCUGAGCUUAGGAAACUCGAGUUCCCCUCAAUAGGCUCCUUGAUGCCAAAUCCUCAUGGCAGCUCGCACCCUGUUUUAGGCCCCCUCAUAUCCAUGUCUGCCACCACCCUUCGGCUGCCGCCUCCGCCAGUCCUUGCUUCCGCCAAGGAUUACAUGAUACACCAAUUCAGCUUUAUAUCAAGGUUCCUUUCGCCACCAGUUCGUGAUCAUACUGUCGAUGAUAUUGAACUAGAGGUUUUCGCGCUAGACGGCAUGGAGCGUAUUUUUCACAAUAUUAUUGAUCCUCAGCUAGAUGAGGGCCCCUUUGUGUUGAACCAUCUGGACUUACGGAGCCCCAAUAUCAUUGUGGACAAAAACCUGCAGAUUCAGGGCAUAAUUGAUUGGGAGUUCACAAGUACUGUUCCACGCCAAGUCUUCACCCCACCAUCAUGGAUUACUGGCCAUGAUUCGAUCAAGACGAACAAGCAGAUGCACGCCGAGUUCCGCAACGUUCUGGAUGAGAAGAGCAAGACAAACAGCCUCUGCGACCAGCUCAGAAGGGAAUGGUAUGGCCAAUUAGAUGCCAGCAAGUCGGACAUCGACCAAACGGAGAUGGCAUUUUGUGUUACUCAUGUACUACGCCGUCCUACUGACGUCACCGACAUAUUCUGCGACUUUUUCGCCCAGAAGCUUUCCGACAAGCAUAUCGAUGAUAUGGUAUCUGAAUUUUUCAAUAAACACAAAGCACUUGCAGUGGAGGUGCAACGCCGAGCGGAACAAUGUGAGCGCUACACCCAGUACUUGAAGAAGAACGGGCUGUAUGAGACUGAGGAGGAAAAAUUGCUUGCUGCAUCUAAAGCACUAAAGGCAAAAUGGGGUUGGUCAUAGAACUGAUGCUCCUUUCGCUUAAUAAACUAAAUUUUCUUGCCUUCUUCCUGGAGUUGAUUUAUCUUCAACCACAUAAGGCGGAUUUUCUCUUGCUUUUCCACUUGUCUCCUUUCAUAAUCCUCCUUUUCUUCUUCUAUAGACUUUCCUUCUUCCGUAGACAGAACCUUGGACUUCUUUCUUCUGUUCCUUGCGCUUGAGGCACUCCCUGACAUCUGACGAAAACUAGCUUGCUCAAUAUUAU
Molecule: messenger RNA, 1808 nt
Organism: Ilyonectria robusta
Lineage: Eukaryota; Fungi; Ascomycota; Sordariomycetes; Hypocreales; Nectriaceae
Product: phosphotransferase enzyme family protein
Exons: 2
Coding region: 41-1567 (508 amino acids)
Source: RefSeq, a predicted model, not a curated record